Molecule: messenger RNA, 2436 nt
Organism: Vicugna pacos (alpaca)
Lineage: Eukaryota; Metazoa; Chordata; Mammalia; Artiodactyla; Camelidae
Source: RefSeq, a predicted model, not a curated record
GGCUGCCUCUCCCCAGUUCCUCCAGCCCUGCAGAGCCCGGCAGGGAUGCAGACCUGGGCAUAGCGCCCACCCCCUCCCACCUGCCUUCCCGCCCUCCCCCCACCCACGCCAAGGAGGGUUCUCGCCGGUGGUCUGAGUGUGGGGCUGGUCUGGGGUCUCCAGACCUCACGACAUGGAAGGGUCCUUCCGACUCCUGGCCUGCUUGGUGUGCAUCGUCCCAGUGGGAUCAUUUGUGAGAACUAAAAGAGAUACUACCAGGAGCUUGCUCAACACAGAGGUGCACAGUGCGCCGGCGCAGCGCUGGUCCAUGCAGGUGCCGGCCGAGGCGAGCGCGGCGGCGGGCGAGGCGGCCGUGCUGCCCUGCACCUUCACGCACCCGCACCGCCACUACGACGGGCCGCUCACGGCCAUCUGGCGCUCAGGCGAGCCGUACGCGGGCCCGCAGGUGUUCCGGUGCGCGGCGGCGCGGGGCAGCGAGCUGUGCCAGACGGCGCUCAGCCUGCACGGCCGCUUCCGGCUGCUCGGCAACCCGCGCCGCAACGACCUGUCGCUGCGCAUCGAGCGCCUGGCGCUGGCCGACGACGGCCGCUACUUCUGCCGCGUCGAGUUCGCCGGCGACGUCCACGACCGCUACGAGAGCCGCCACGGCAUCCGGCUCCGCGUGACCGGUGAGCGCGGCGCGGGGCCCGGGGGCGGCGGGGAGGGGAGGGGAGGGCCCCGCGCCUCGGUCCCUCCCCGCCUUCCCCGCGCGUCCGAGCGCUCCCUAGGUCGAAAGGGGUGCAACAGGCACACCCCUCUCUCUGGAGCAGGGGGCCUCACACCUGGCGAUGGCUCCAAGCCACCCGGGAACUUGUUAAAAAUGCCGAAUCCUGGCCCCAGGAAGGGCCGCCGCCUCGAGCACCCAGUCACGCAGGACACCCCACCGCGGCCCCAGGCUCAGGAGUCCAACUAUGAAAACUUGAGCCAGAUGAGCCCCAGGGGCCCACGGGCAGCCACGUGUUCACCGUGAGGAGCCCUGCAGCCACCGACAUCCACUGGUCUCCAUGCGGCGUGAAGGCCAACCUGAGGCUGGGCUGGGAUGGCCCUUCCUGACUCCCAGGCACCUUGGCAGCCCCAGCCAGGCAGCACUCCAAAGGCGGCCAGGACCCUACUCACAGAGGCUCAGUGGUCCCCUACGUGGACAUUUGUCCCCAAGUCCCAGCAAUAUUUCUGUCAUUGGUGCUGCAUUUUGAAAGGGGGGUGGGGGCACGUGUGCAUGCAUGACCUCAAGCUUCUGGAAAGCUCCUCUCACCAUUUCUUACCUAGAACACCACAGUCAAGCUGGCAGGACACUGGUCAGAGGGUGUCGAGGCCCAGGCUCCGUCCUGGCUCUGUCACCGACUUGCUGUGUGGACCAAGGCAUUUUUCACCUCUGUGGGUCUCAAAACUCGUCCACUGUUGAACAUGGAUAAUAUUCUCCCCUCCUGGCUCAGGACUAUCAGGGUGUAAGGAAGUAGUGGACGUGAGGGACUUUGGGAAAUACGAAGUCACCUAGGGAUGUGACUGAAGGGUGUUUCAGGCCCCUCCUUGCAGGGCAGUCUCGGGACGUGCAGCCCUGGACGAGUGUGCCGGCCUCACUGAGAGUGAGGAUUCCAGAGAGCAAAACUGGCGCUGGGCUGGGCUCUGGCCCCAGGAGCAUCAAGGUGACAGCAAGGGGAAGCCUGGCGUCCCUGCCCUGGGGCCUUCUCUGUGGCUGCCCCACACUCUUUGCCCACCUCUUACCCCAUCUGCUGCUCUGCACUGCCUUCAUCUGGGAAAGGAAACAAAGCAUCUUCUGGACGCAUCUGGAAUCCACCGUCCUUAAGGACCAAAAGCUGGGAGGUGUGAGGGGGACACCACCGGUGUCCGUAGAUGAAGCAGCUGCGGUCGGGGCCCUCUGCCACCUGCACCCUCCCUGGAUGUGCACGAGCCAGAAACACCAGCGGUUUACUCCCAUUUGCACAAGGGCUGCCAGGCUGACUGCAGGGUGCUGCCUUCCCCCCUCACACUUCAGUGCACCUUUUAGCUCCUGCAGUGCAGUCCUUGGGGGCAGAGAGAGGGGGAGGAGUGUGCUUGGGACUCGAGUGAGCUGGCAAGAGGAAAAGGCCACAGAGGUAGGGAACUGAAGGGGCAGUGGGAACAAACUUUCUUUCCUUCGGAGCUUUUCCAGAAGCUGCAGUGGUACCCAGAGUCACUGGACUGAGCACAGGGUCCUCUCUGAUGCCUUCCGGGGACACGGCCUGAAGGCUGCGGGAUCGUUAACAAGCAGGGUAGCGGGUUACGAGGGUUCCUCUCCUCACUGGAGCCUUCACCAGGGCACAGGGGUGAUGGCGGCUCAUGGUUAACUCGGGAUUUAUCCAGGAGCCUGUCUGAGCUGUGAAGAGGUCAGAGGAGUUGGCAUUUGUACCUCUUUGUACA